CAUCCCACACUUAGCUGUCUCCAUCUCCUUCAGAUGCUCAGGGAGGGGAUCAGAUAUUACAGUGGGGUGUCUACCUUUGUACCGGGUAUGUUGAGAAGACGAAGCAGCUCAGAGGUAAGCGUAGUGAGGCACUGAGGAGCUGGGGCAAUGUGCCACUUCUGGUGUGUGAGGAUGCUUUGGAUCCCUAUCGUUUUCCUGGCUCUGCUAAUUAGCACUGAGGGGAUUGUCAAGACCUGGGACUACUCACCUGUCUUGGGUCCCAGCUUUCUGAACACCAAAGGAAGGGACAAUCAGUUAGUUAGGCUUCAGCGUGACGUUCACAAUGGACAGAACAAGAUCGCCACACGCGUCUUCCAAGGGGGGGACAGUCUGUCUAUCGACACUCUACCAGAUAACCAGACACAGAUACUAGAGAACAAUCACAAAUACUACUCAUCAAGAGUGCUGGGACCAGCGGAACUGCAAGGUCAGAACCUGUUGGAGGAUUUACUGCAAGAGGACACCAGAAAGGCCACAGUGCUUACCAUUCUGUCGAGAGCACACAGGCAAGCCUCGAGAGUCGUUCUUUCCUUUGACUUCCCUUUCUAUGGGCAUCCAUUGAGGCACAUCACAAUAGCUACUGGAGGUUUUAUCUUUAUGGGUGACAUCCUUCAUAGCAUGCUGACUGCAACACAGUACAUAGCACCUCUAAUGGCAAAUUUCAACCCGAGUUACUCCAAGGAAUCUACAAUCAGGUACAGGGACAAUGGUACAUGUGUUGUGGUUCAGUGGAACCAAGUUCGUCUCCAUGACAGAGAAAAUGCUGGAAACUUUACUUUUCUAGCUGCUUUAUAUAAUGAUGGACGGAUUGUGUUUGGGUACAAAGAGAUUCCUUUACCAGUGCAAAAUAUCAGUUCGGAGCAGCACCCUGUAAAAUCCGGCCUCUCUGAUGCUUUUGUAGUUCUUGACCCUUUCUUAGAAGUCUCAGCAUCCCAGAGGCGUUCUAUCUACGAGUAUCAUCGGGUACAGGUGGACCUCGAUAGGAUUAAGAGUCAAACUGUUGUGGAAUUCACCCCUCUACCAACAUGCCUGCAGCAUACAACCUGCGACCAGUGCCUGACCUAUUCCUCUAGCCUCAACUGUAGCUGGUGCCAUGUACUACAAAGAUGUUCCAGUGGCAUUGACCGUUAUCGACAGGACUGGAUAACAUACGGAUGUGAGAAAGAGAAUAAGACAUCGUGUGAGGAAUACAUCGAUUUUUACACCCCAGCUGACACCACAAUCAAAACCACCUCAUCCAAAGAAGGCUCAUCCACACCGACACCUUCCAUAGAUCUCACUACAGAAGAUGACACAAAAAUGACGCAUGUGGGAGAUGAACCACUUGAGGAGAUUCCAAAGAAGAGCGCCUCUCAUGUGCAUUCUGGCACAAUUGUGGGCAUAAUACUGGCCGUGCUGCUAAUCACCGUCAUAAUCCUUGUUGUCAUCUAUAUAAACCAUCAUAAAGGAAAACAAGGGAGACACUGCUGUAUAGAGUAUCAUCCUCAUCACUGGGCGGUUAUGAAGUUCAACAACCAUGGUAGUCCAGGUGUGUACACUGUGGUGGACCCGACACCAGGACUUGAUAAAGAUGGCUUCAUGAAGACAGAACAAUAAGAGCCCUUGAACCCCUUCAUGUGAGGGAGAUGGAAGGGCUGGGACCUCCCAAUAUGCUAAGUUCAUUACAUCCAGCUUAACAGAUGCCCAACUACACCUUUAAAGACUACACAAGAUGAAGAACUCACUCUAGACUCGUUCCUAACUCCAGAAUAUAUUACUUUCUUCUCUCUGCACUCCCUGCACAGCAAUACAUCUCCAUUUCUAAUAUAAGAAGAGAUUAUACUGCAUUGUCCACAAGAGAUCUGCCCUGAAAAGUACCACAGUCUGUUAUCAACAGAAAAUUAUUCCUGGCUGUCAGAUAUCUAAAAACCAAUACAUCUCAUCAUGAAUAACCAUAUGCAUCAGAAGAUCCAUUUCAAAGACUUUCUCAACAUCUCGCCUAACUAUACCACUCCAGAGCUCAGCCUGCUAGUAAAAGCAUGCAUCCCAUCAUUAAACAUCUAGAAGUCAGUCUCAUACCUGCCAUAGGACUGCAAAGCUCUAUACAAUUUUACUUUAUUUUCAAAAGGUUACCUGCAAAGACAUUAUAAAUCUUGUAUCCACCUUGUGACAAAGAAUGUCAACUCAUUUGCCGUGAAAAGACAACUGAGAAUAUUGCAUCUUUACAUCAGAUGUGGAGAGAUCACGCAUUGUUAGUUCAGCAUUAAAUAUUUGUCCCACAAAAUAGAUUGCUUAAAGGGGUUGUCUGGUCCCCUUAAUAUGAGCAUUUUAUACUCAAAGCUCUCCUUUGCCCUGCGCUGAAUUGGGGAUCCGGUGAUGUACCGGGCUCUCCAUUAGGACUGCUAGGUGGAGGCCUCCACCUAGCAGUGAGCCCAGUGGCGUCACCGGCACUAAUGGCAGGCUUUAGUGCUGCCCUAGCCUGUAAAACGGCUAAGGCAGCACUAAAGCUUGCCCAUCAGAGCCGGUGACUUCACAGACAACACUGCUAUGCGGAAACCUCCACCUAGCAGUGUGACAAUAUAAACAAACACCCCUUGUCCUGCACGAUCCAGCGGAGGGCAAGGGAGAGCACCGGAGCAUGAAAUGCUCCCAUGCUCAUGUCAGAGUGGGUGAAAAUGAGGGUAUGUCCGAAUUCAGCUCUGAACUCGGACAACCCCUUUAAGGGCUAUUCCAGGGUUUGACCUAUUCUUAAGAAAGGUGGGGGUCUGACAGCCGCACUUCCCUGCUGAUCAGCUGUUUCAGGGUAGCUACAUAGCUUUUUCGGGGUAACAACACGGCUCUAUUUAUAGUGGACAGACCUUGGUGCUGCUCCCAUUCACUUCAGUGGGAGCAGCUCUAUAGUUAGCCAUCACAGAGAUAGGACAUCAAUAGUAAAAUCCUGGAAAAACCUAAGGUGUAAUCUUGCUGUAAUUAUGCACUUUGUGGGCAGAUCCACAUGUAACUUGCAAAUCAUACAGAUUUUGGUGUGGAUU
Bufo gargarizans (Asiatic toad) is the source of this 3050-nucleotide messenger RNA. RefSeq names its product plexin domain containing 1 (gene PLXDC1). NCBI's taxonomy places the organism in Eukaryota, Metazoa, Chordata, Amphibia, Anura, Bufonidae. Bases 148 to 1635 code for a protein of 495 amino acids. The transcript is spliced from 14 exons. The record is from RefSeq and is a predicted model, not a curated record.